Messenger RNA from Centropristis striata (black sea bass), 2421 nucleotides. RefSeq names its product bucky ball (gene buc). The transcript is spliced from 7 exons. The coding region runs from base 243 to 2126 and encodes 627 amino acids. The record is from RefSeq and is a predicted model, not a curated record. NCBI's taxonomy places the organism in Eukaryota, Metazoa, Chordata, Actinopteri, Perciformes, Serranidae.
CAGCAGCAGCAGCAGCAGGUGUUUCCUAUAUGACUAAUUAGCAGAGACUCCUCGGCUUUUGGAAGCAGAACGUCAUGUGGACCUGAGAAAGAAAAAGCGUUUCUACUUCUGUUUAUUUAUGGAAAAAAGUCGCCUGUAAAAGUCGCCUCUUAUCUCUCGAAGCCGGGUUUCGUUUAUUUGGUUGUUUUCAUCCCUCUGCGGUGUUUUAUUUCUGACAGGUUGAGCGAGCACGUGAAAGAAAAAUGGACGAUGGAAGCCAGCAGCCACAGAGCUUUGGGAGCGGGCAGCAGAGAGCCCAACAUCCCAGACCUUUCUUCUACGUCCAGCCGCCAUCUCAACCUUAUUACCUCUACCAGCAGUGGCAGAUGAACAACCCAUACAGUCACUAUGGUGUGCCUGGAGGUUUUAAUUUUGCCCGUCCCUGCAUGCCGCCGUACCCGUACAUGCAGUACCCCGGGUAUUUUCUCCCACAAGGUCCAAUGUAUCCGAUGGAUUACAGGCGAAUAUUUGAGCCUCGCUUCCACGCUCCGUCCUGGAAUGAUGCGCCUCGCCACCAUCACCAACAGCAGCAGCAGCAGCAGCAGCAACAUCAGCAGCAGCAGCAUUACCACCCACAGCCUCACGGGCGGCCUGAAACGGCCUGCUCCGAGGCUCAAACCGACCCCAGCGACGCCAUCACCAAGCUCAUCGAGUGCCUGGAUAAAAUCCGAGCCACUGAGCUGCAGGGCGCCGGGAGAGAGCUGGACUCUGGCGUGGCCUCACAGUCCUCAGGGAUGUUUUCUCCAGGCGAGGAGAAGAAAAGCGAAGAGCAGGGUCACACGCUGCCCUCAGUGCCUGACGAUUCUGCAGCUGUGACCUUCAGCGACUCCACCACAGCGGUGUACGACGGCGAGUCCAGCCACAGGAGCCUAGACGUCCUGAGUCCUCCGGGCUGCUGGUCUGCAGGACUGGAGGAGGAGCUUCCUCUCGACAGCUCGUCCAUUCACGAAGAGUGUCCCGAGCUUGAGCAGUCAGUGGAAAACGAACACUUCCUCUCUCUUGAGACGGCCGAAGUCGCAGAUAUCCAGUCAGAUAUCCCAGCGACGGAUCAAAGUGUUCCCACAUGCGACGGUGAAAAGCUCCUGAAGCAGAAAGUGGAUCCAGUCCUGCCAUCGUCUGCCUCUAACUCCAGAGAGCCGGGACUCACAGAUGCUAAAAGUGGCGACACAGUCUCGAAGACGGAUCAGAAAGCCGAUCCAGGCUACCAGAUCCUCAGGCUGCCUUUUGACAGCGUUUUGACGCCUGGAGAUGCUGCAGCGGCCCGUCUCCCCUCCCCCACCGCCCCCUACUACUACAACUACCUGUCCAUGCAGACCACCCACGAGAGGAUGAGCGUCCUCAGCCCGUCUCUGGACGAGCUCUCCUCCAGAGACGAGAUGUUCUCCACCGAUCUGGACGACGCAGACCUCUUCCCCAAACGCGUGUACGCCGGUAGGAGGCUGGCAGACGUGGUCAGCGGCUCUCCAAAAGCUGCCGAAGGAGUAGAAGAAGUGUGGCUGCCGGGCUCAAAGAGGUUCAUGUGCGCCUGCUGUGGGAAAAGCCUCGCGAAAGGCGCCGCAAGGAGCAAAGUCCACAGCUCCAAGGUGUACAGGGACGACGGCGGAGACUCCGAGGAGGACGGCAGGUACGGAAGAGGGUGUGAGCAGCCGGUCAGAGUGGUUGUGAGGAAGCAUUCUGCACACAGGAAACCCCACUCUGUCCCUCCGAGACACGCUGCAAAACCCUGGUAUAAAAGAGGCCAAUACAAGGAUCCCCCCAAUCCAGUGAACCAGGAGGAAAGUCACAAUGUUUGCACGCAGGAGCCGGCUGACGGUGAGCCAGAGGAGAUGACCAGCAGCGAGAUGCAGUGCAGAACAUGUCAGGACAGACUCUGCAGAGAAGAUCUGACCACAUCGGAUCAGGGCCGGUGGGGAGACGGAGACGUGAUUCCCAGGAGGAGACAAGCAGCCCCUCUGCAACGACAAGAGAUGAGUACUCAGAGGAAAGUGAUGUACCACAGGCCGAGAGACGAGGACAACGAUGACGAUGAGCCGCCACCCUUACACUGGGAGAGAGGCUCUACGAUGAGAGGAGAACCAAGAUGUUAAUGACCCCAAAGUGUGUUGAACUGUCCCCCCGAAAAGGUGUAAUUGUUUCAGAAUAAUGUGUUUAAAAUGUAUUUAGAGCACCAGGUGAAAUGCACUGCACAAAGAAGCCUAUUUUUUUGUUUAGAUAAAAUUAAGAAAAAAAAUGUAUAAUGUAUAAAGUUUCUGCAGUGACACUGCCUCGCACUAUUCAUGAUAUUUAUGAAUUUCACAAACAGGCAAAUGGGCUCAUAGGUUGAGUUGCAGAUGAUGGUGUGCCACAGUUUGGGGCCAGUCCAAUAAAAUAUUCAUUAUUUAA